Molecule: messenger RNA, 1472 nt
Organism: Mesocricetus auratus (golden hamster)
Lineage: Eukaryota; Metazoa; Chordata; Mammalia; Rodentia; Cricetidae
Gene: Mrrf
Product: mitochondrial ribosome recycling factor
Exons: 7
Coding region: 147-995 (282 amino acids)
Biological process (GO): translation
Cellular component (GO): mitochondrion
Molecular function (GO): ribosomal large subunit binding
Source: RefSeq, a predicted model, not a curated record
CGCCGGGCCGCCCGUGACGCGCUACGUCCGCGCCGCCGCGCCGCCCAUGACGUCACGACGCCCGCACCGCCUUCUCCGCGGCCGCUCGCGCUCCUCUGGAAUCCGGGCUGUGUGUAGCUGUGGCUGUUCCUGGCUUCUCUCACAUCAUGGCCUUAGGAGUAAGGUGCCUCCGCCUGCUGCACCCUGCCCUCUGCACUUACCGUGCUACUUUGACCAGACCUGUCUCAGAAAUUUCCAUGAAGCCCGUUGGUGGACGACGACAUGACCACAGGCAAUACUUAGCCUACCCAGUCGUGCCAGUUCGCCAGUUUGCAACCAAGAAAGCCAAAGCUAAAGGGAAAGGACAGCCCCAGGCCAGAGUGAACAUUAACACAGCCUUGGUUGAGGAUAUAAUCAGCUUGGAAGAGGUGGGUGAAGAAAUGAGAUCUGUGAUGGACGCCCUCAAGGAUAAUUUCAAUAAGACUCUCAACAUAAGGACUGCACCAGGAUCCCUUGAUCAUAUUACUGUGGUAACUGCUGAUGGGAAGCUUGCUCUAAAUCACAUUGGCCAGAUCUCCAUGAAGUCACCACAGUUGAUUUUGGUGAAUAUGGCCAGUUUCCCAGAGUGUACAGCUGCAGCUAUCAAGGCUAUAAGAGAAAGUGGAAUGAAUCUGAACCCAGAAGUGGAAGGGACACUAAUUCGGGUACCUAUUCCUAAAGUAACCAGGGAACACAGAGAAAUGCUGGUAAAACUGGCCAAACAGAACACCAACAAGGCCAAAGAAAAUUUACGGAAGGUUCGAACCAAUGCAAUGAAUAAGCUGAAGAAAUCAAAGGACAAAACCUCAGAGGACACCAUCAGGCUCAUAGAGAAACAGUUAAUACCUCCAUCUUGCUGGUCCCCCAGAAGAGUCCCGGUGACAUCUCACCGUGCCUACCUCAGCUCUCCUGCCCUCGCUGUAGGACGCUGGCCGCGUACACUCUACUACCUACUGUGUCCUUCGGCUGUGAGGUAGGGCUGGCAGUGCCCACAAGCGUGGGCCGAGUGCUGAGCAUGUGCUGGCCAGGCCUAGAGCCCAUUUCAGAAUCUCAAAAGCCAAAGACUGUGUCUCUGCUCCCACGUGUCCCCUGGAGGGGGCAUUGAAUCUAGCCUGUUGACACUCAUCAGCUGUAGACUAAGGAUUGCCCAUCUCCAGUGCCUGCCUCGCAAUCAGGAAAGUCAGGUAGCUUUGAGCCCCUUAGCCUGUUGUCUGUUAGAGACCUGGCAUGUGGUUUACUCAGAAGAGUGCUUGCACAGCCCAUGUGAGGCUCUGGGUUGCACUCCCAGCACUAAUAAGACUGGAUACAGUGUCUCGCAUCUGUAAUUCCCAGUCUUGAGGGGGUGGAGGGAGAAGACCAGAGGUCUUCUCAGUGUCUACACAGUGUAGACAGAUGUUUCUGUCACACCUGGUCCUGCAGCCCUGUUUAGUCCCAAAUAAAUACAUAGAGGCUUA